Molecule: messenger RNA, 849 nt
Organism: Penicillium paradoxum
Lineage: Eukaryota; Fungi; Ascomycota; Eurotiomycetes; Eurotiales; Aspergillaceae
Exons: 3
Coding region: 1-849 (282 amino acids)
Molecular function (GO): protein binding
Source: RefSeq, a predicted model, not a curated record
AUGAGCAAUUCUUCUAAAUUUCCCGAGCGCGACAGCAAAGGUGCUCCUGUUGAUGCCGAUGAUAGUGGCGACGAAGAUGUGUUCCACGAUGCACACUUUCCACCGGAGGAGGAAGCCCAAUUCCUGAAGGAAGCCCACGAAAUCAAGUCUGAGGCAAACCAGCUAUUUCUCGCCAAAAGCUAUGAUCAAGCCAUCUCCUGUUACGAUCGAGCCCUCGCCUCCUGCCCGAGCUACCUUGACUUCGAUGUCGCCAUAAUUCACAGCAAUAUCGCUGCUUGCCAUUUGAAAUUACAGGAUUGGAAGGCGGCUGUAGACUCCGCAACUGUCUCUGUCGAUCGGCUGGAUAAGAUCAUCCCUCCAAUCCCCCAGGACAAAGGGGCCGAGUCAAAAGGCAAGGAAAUAUCUGGAUCAGAGAGUAAAGGCACAGAGGCGGUUGUUGAAAUAUCUGGAGAUGAUGAAGAUGCUGAAUUGGAGGAAUUGGAACGAUUGAAGGAACAGGAUGAGCAGAGAAACAAGGUGAUGCGACUUCGGGCCAAAGUCCUCAUGAGACGGGCCAAGGCAAAGACCGAAAUUGGUGGCUGGGGUAGCUUGCAAGGCGCCUCAGAAGACUAUCAAGCACUUUCUGCGAUCGAGAAUCUCCCGGCCGACGAUAAAAGAGUUGUACAGCGGGCAUUGCGUGAACUACCCGAGCGCAUCAACAAGGCACGGGAGAAGGAGAUGGGUGAUAUGAUGGGCAAGCUAAAGGAACUCGGAAACGGUAUCCUAAGCCCAUUCGGUCUAUCGACAGACAACUUCAAGUUCGUCCAGGACCCAAAGACGGGAGGCUACAACAUGAAUUUCCAGUCCUGA